AAUUUCAGGAAGACUGUCUUAUAUGGAAACAGUUUUUCCCUGACAAAAAUGUUUAUGGUAAAAGAGGAAAAUUUACAUUAGAGAAGAUGAAUUUUCAAGAUGCUGUAGAAGAAUUCUUGAACGGAGCAGUAAAGGACUCGGAUGCAAAGUCAAGUAGAAUACAAAAACUCACUGAUGAUUUGGGCAAAAAGUCUAAAGAAAAGCAUGACACAGCUGUAAGGAAAAUACUGACCAGUGCAGAACCUGUAAGUCAGUCAAGCAUACCAAUGAAGUCAGAUUGUCAAGGUAGUGAUGGUUAUAGUUCAGACACAGAUGUUGAUGACCCUGAUAAGGAAGAUAUUGAUACUGAUGAAGAGAAAUUGCAAAGGACAACAACACAGAAACACAAGGUAACAAGGAAACGUGUAAAGCUCCAUGAACAAUUUAAUGACUCACAAGAUAGCUUGUUUAAUGAUAGUCUUGAAGCUGAGCUAUAUUCGACAGAUAAUGCAAGUAAAAAGCAAAAGGUGAUAACAGAAAAACCAAGGAAGAGUUUAAAGGAGAGAGGUUCCAAUGGUAAAACAAUUCAUUCUUUGCCUGAAGUUUCAUCAUCAUCAAAUGCUGUUGGAGCUGACACACAACAAAUAUCUAUUGAAGAUAUAUUCUAAAGUUACCUAAUUUAUUAGGAUACUGUGUAUCCAGUCUUAAGAUUAUUCCUUUAUGGGUACUAAUCAGUUAUCCAACCCAAAUAAUUGUAGAAUACCUUUACUCAUGCAUCAAAAGUUUACUGCAUCCAGAUUUCUUGAUGCUUACCCUGUUUAAAACCAAUCAGUUUGCAAUUGUGGAGAAUUGUAGAGAUCAUGGUAAUUAUGCAAUGCACAUCACUGCCAAUAUACAUAAUAAUUAUGGAUGCCAGUUUUUAAGAAUGGUUUUGUUUUACAACUAAGAGAUUUAUAUGUAUGUUAACCAUAGGGUGGUAGUGCCGUCAGUGUACUUCAUGCAGUUUGUUUUACGAUGAAGAGAUUUAUACAAUGAAGAGAUUUAUAUGUAUUUUACCCAUAGGGUGGCAGUGCCGUCAGUGUACCUCAUGCGGGCACUGUAGCAUUACUCAAGGUUCUUUGCAGCAUGCCUUCAGCCCCUAGCUGCAACCUCUUUUAUUCCUUUUACUGUACCUCCUGUCAUAUUCUCUUUCUUCUAUCUUACUUUCCAGCCUCUCCUAGCAGGUGUUUCCUAGUGCAACUGCGAGGUUUUCCUCCUGUAACGCCUUUUAAAUCUUUUUGCUGUUAAUUUCUUUUUCAGCACUGAAUGACCUCACUGGUCCAGUGUAGCCUUUGGCCUAAAUUCUAAAUGUAUUUUAGAUGAAAAGUUAUAAGCAUUUGGAUACUCUUUUAUAAGAAAUGUACUAUAGCUAUCAUAGUUUUAAUAUAAACAACUUUGUUAGUUACAAAACUGUCAUGUACUAAACUUUGAAAACCCGAAUCAUAAAAUUUUACAGAACUUAAUAAUAAAGUUAUUUUUUGAUCUUU
This is a messenger RNA of Macrobrachium nipponense, 1505 nucleotides long. RefSeq lists its product as uncharacterized. The transcript is spliced from 3 exons. Lineage: Eukaryota; Metazoa; Arthropoda; Malacostraca; Decapoda; Palaemonidae. The record is from RefSeq and is a predicted model, not a curated record. The coding region runs from base 87 to 647 and encodes 186 amino acids.